Prunus dulcis (almond) is the source of this 1512-nucleotide messenger RNA. Its product is annotated as wall-associated receptor kinase-like 1. Gene Ontology annotation, molecular function: protein serine/threonine kinase activity; ATP binding. Lineage: Eukaryota; Viridiplantae; Streptophyta; Magnoliopsida; Rosales; Rosaceae. Bases 169 to 1305 code for a protein of 378 amino acids. The record is from RefSeq and is a predicted model, not a curated record. Gene Ontology annotation, cellular component: plasma membrane. The transcript is spliced from 2 exons. Gene Ontology annotation, biological process: cell surface receptor signaling pathway; protein phosphorylation.
CGAUGCGGGCCCCACAGCAAGUGUGUGAACGUUCCUGGUUAUUACGUUUGCGUUGACAAAAAGAAAACUAAAUUGAUCCUUAUUAUAGGUCUUGGUGCUGGUCUUGGACUGUUACUUUUGCUUAUCGGCGCAUGGUUGGGAUACAGAUUCCUAAAGAAACGCCAUAUCAUGAAACGCAAGGAGAUGUUCUUCAAGCGAAAUGGUGGAUUAUUAUUAGAGAAACAAUUGUCGUCAGGUGAAGUUAAUGUUGAGAAAAUCAAGCUAUUCAAAUCAAAGGAGUUGGAGAAGUCCACUGACAAUUUCAAUACUGAUAGAAUUCUUGGCCAGGGAGGCCAAGGUACUGUUUACAAAGGCAUGCUGACUGAUGGAAGAAUUGUUGCUGUGAAAAAAUCUAAAAUAGUGGACGAAAGCCAACUUUCAGAUUUCAUCAAUGAGGUUGUCAUUCUUUCACAAAUCAACCACAGAAAUGUCGUUCAACUAUUGGGUUGUUGUUUGGAGACGGAGGUUCCCAUUUUGGUUUAUGAAUUUAUACCUAACGGAAACCUUUCCCAGUAUAUCCAUGAGCAGAAUGAGGAGUUCCCACUUACAUGGGAAGUUCGCUUACGAAUUGCCUUGGAAGUUGCAGGAGCUCUUUCCUACUUACAUGCUUCAGCUGCCUUUCCCAUUUAUCACAGAGACAUCAAGUCUACCAACAUACUCUUGGACGCAAAAUACAGAGCAAAAGUUGCUGACUUCGGAACUUCAAGAUCAGUUGCCAUUGACCAAACUCACCUCACCACACUUGUACACGGCACAUUUGGUUACUUGGACCCCGAAUACUUUCAAUCAAGCCAAUUUAAGGAGAAAAGUGACGUGUAUAGCUUUGGAGUUGUCCUUGUUGAGCUCUUGACAGGGCAAAAACCAAUUUCUUUUAGAAGGUCACAAGAAGAAGGCAAAAGUCUUGCCACAUACUUCAUUACUUCGAUGCAGUUAGAUCGCCUGUUCGAAAUUCUUGAUGCUGAAGUUGUAAAAGGAGGGUCUAAAGCAGAUAUCAUAUUAGUUGCUAACCUUGCAAGAAGAUGUUUGAAUUUGAGUGGAAGAAAGCGCCCUACAAUGAGAGAGGUCACGGCAGAGCUGGAGAGGAUUCAAAUGUCAGAAAAAACUUCUAAUGGUGGAGAAAACUAUGAAGAGGUUGAAUAUGUUAGGACUGACUCAAUUGAGCCUUGGGAUGUUGCUUCAAGUUCAACGGGAACGGGGCCAGGUUUGGAUGGUGGUCCUUCUUCAUCAUUACAUGAAAUUCCGCUACUACCUUACAAGUCAUGGUGAACAUUAAUUGUAAUAUUGUAAUGCAUGUUCCAUAUAUGUUAGGUGUUGCUCCUUUUCUGAACUUUUCCGGUCAGAAUGUGAGUGCAGUUUCAACUUCCAAUCCAGAAGGUCAUAGAUGAGGUCUGCUUGAUUAGCUACACUGCCUGAUGGCUAUUUCAACACAAAUCACAAAUCACUGGAUAUAUAAAUUCAUUUUGACUAGAGCAA